ACAUUCCAUUAACUGAUAACUCGUCUAUUAUCCAUCUUAAUACGAACGAGUCAUCGAAUCGAUCGAUCGAUCAUUAUCAGAAACCGCUGGCUCAAAUCGCUUAAGAAAAGAAGCCUCGCUCUGCUUUUUUAACAUGUAUGUGUGCAAAAAUACAAUGGUUUAUCGCGCCGAUUAUAUCUUUGCGAAAACUGCGUGUGAGCACCGGGAGAUUUCCCACAAAAAGUUUAAUAAACGCGUUUGUACAGCGCCCGUGAGUCACAAAGAAGCUAAGCGUAUGAUUUAAGUUGGACUCUAAUUGGAGAUUUCGGAACGUAAGUUCGAGAUUUCGAAAAAAAUUCGCAAACCCGACGAUUUUUAAUCUCCGCCUUUUGAAAAUUCAAAGCACCAACUACUUCACUUCGCGGAGUUCUAAUAUUUAAUAAAAAUCCUCAACGUAAUUUCCUCGAGCCUCUAAAGAGCGCUCUCAAGAGCGCGCGCGGUUGGAGUUUCUCACGUUCCUAAAAAAGUCGCUUCCACCGCGAAUUUUGAGCGACCGAUAGAAAAUUCGCGACUCUGGCGAAACCAACGAGGAUCCCGCGCGGAACGUAUUUUCAGGGAGGACGCGAGUCGUUUAUACAUCUUACUAAAUCGACACCCCGUAUCUAAAUCGCCACAUUGUACGUUUGACGUUUCGAUAUACUUAAGCGAUUUCUAAGAGGAGAGUUUUGUCAUGGCUAGAUAUGAUAAAAUGUACGAUAUUACGAGGCGAUAACGCCCCCUUCUAUCCCUGCUGUGCGCUUAUAAAAAACAUUUCGCACUUGCACGCUCGUCAGUUCGCAAUUUGAUAAGUGGCGGCAAUAAGAUCCCAGUCUUUACGAUCUAGUGAUUGGGCAGGAUGAAAGAGAUCUACACAGUGGCAGUUUUAUUCGUGGCCACUUUAGUCGCUUUUACAUUCGGCCAGGAAAUCCCGACAAAAUGUCCCAAAGUCGAUUCGGUACGCACCACAGUUCACCUCGCUCACGAGAGUGACUGCACGAAAUUCUACAUGUGCCAAAUGGGCCGGAAGAUAGGACCGAUGAACUGCCCCUACAUGGAUAAAGACGGAAGUAGGUUGCACUUCAACCCACGGCUACAGGUGUGCGAUUGGCCGUAUCGUGCGGGCUGUAAGAAUGGCAAAUCAUCCACCACUACGUCUACGACCACUACGUCUACGGAACCAACAACUACAACUACAACUACAACUGCAGAACCGAGUACACCAUCAACGAUACCUACUUGGUCUAUAACACCAGAUACAUCUACCAGCAGCGACGAUUCUAUCAUAACGAUCACUCUCACGCCAUCGACCAAGAAAGCUACAUACAAUCCGCCGAUACGAACCAUCACCCCAGCACCACUAACAACAACGAAACCGACGAAACGGAUGACAACAACGAAACCGACGAAACGGACGACAACAACGACGACGACGACGACACCCAAGACGCCAUCGGGAGAAACCUGUCCCAAAGAUACCGGUGGCAAAACCAUCAAGAUACGUCAUGAAACCAGAUGCGAAUCCUACUACUUGUGCACCGAUGGUGAGAAGGUCAUGCAAACAUGCCGAAGCGGAACCGCUUUCAACCCGUUGAUUAAGAACUGCGACCACAAGGAGAACGUGGACUGCUCCGGCAUUACGAUCAUGCCUACCGUCAAACCCACACCGAACAAGUGCCCGCCAAAGGGCUCGAGCAAGAGGGCAAUGUUGCCUCACGAGUGCCAAUGCGACAAGUACUACGAAUGUCGUGAUGGCGACAUGAUUCUGAGAAAAUGUCCGUCGGGUAUGCAUUAUGACUACAUUCGAGAGAUAUGCGAUCUUCCGAAGUUAGUGAAUUGUGUUCGACCUAUCCCCACGACGAUGGUGAUGUCUGUUCCUACGACUGUCAGCUAUGACGAGUGCUCCAGCGAAAACGAGGGCCAGAGAUAUCAAGACGAAUCCAGCUGCACCACUUACUACGAGUGCGUGAAUAAGCAGAAGGUCCUGAAAUACUGCGCGCCGGGCCUCCACUUCAACGUCACCCUGCAGUUGUGCGAGUACCCGGAGAAGGAAUGCGCGAUAAUCACUCCGACUUCACCCGGGACCUCUACAACGAGGAUAACCGUCACGACUGAGUCCACAUCGACGAAUGCAUGCCCGCCGAAAGGCUCGAAGAAGGAAGUACGAUUGCCACACGAAUGCUUCUGCUCGGAUUACUAUGAGUGCGACGAUGGAUUACAGGUUCGUAAAAGUUGCCCGAGCGGUCUGAAUUACGAUUACAUUUGGGAAAUUUGCGACGAGCCGACCGUGGUCAUAUGCGACCUACCCACCUUUCCGACGGAUAUCACCGCGAACACUACUACCGCCGCCACUUCUUCGGGGAAAACGAAAGGCACGUCAUCAUCCGCGUCAGAGAACACCGCCAGAGACACGACAUCUAGCCUAGACGACACAACCGGCACGACACCCGCUAUUACAUUCCCCGUUACAACUUCUUCACCUAUCACUCCUAUGCCAGGUCUUUGCCCACCUAAAGGUUCCACGGAGAAGGUACUGUUGCCUCACGAGUGUUCUUGCACAGAUUACUACGAGUGCGUGGACGGGUUCGUGAUCCGUCGACGUUGUCCGAGCGGUCUGCAUUUCGAUUAUGUUCGGCAGGUGUGCGAUCUGCCGUACAUAGUGAAAUGCGUGAGACCCAUCCCCCCGACUACGUCUACAAAGUACAACACUGACACGACGACAGGCAUUACAUACAGUACGUCUCAAAUUACUUCUCAAAGCACGACUGCAGCCACGACGGGCACCACCUCCCGUGCUACAACUACUAUCGUUCCAACUACCUCCACGCAGGAAACCAUCACUCCUACGCAGAUAACUACUAGCACUACACAGGGAACCAACACUCCUACGCAAAGAACUACUACUACUACACAGGGAACCACUACCACUACAUCAGGAACCAGUACCCUUAGGUGGAUAACUACUACCUCUAGACAAGGAACCAGCACUUCUAAGCAGUUUACUACCACUACACAGGGAACUAUCACUCCUACCACUACACUAGGAACGAGUACCCCUACGUGGAUAACUACUACCACUAGACAAGGAACCAGCACACCUAAACAGUUUACUACCACUACACAGGGAACUACCACUCCUACCACUACACUAGGAACCAGUACCCCUACGUGGAUAACUACUACCACUAGACAAGGAACCAGUACCCCUACGUGGAUAACUACUACCACUAGACAAGGAACCAGCACACCUAAACAGUUUACUACCACUACACAGUUUACUACCACUACACAGGGAACUACCACUCCUACCACUACACUAGGAACCAGUACCCCUACGUGGAUAACUACUACGACUAGACAAGGAACCAGUACAUCUAAACAGUUUACUACCACUACACAGGGAACUACCACUCCUACCACUACACUAGGAACGAGUACCCCUACGUGGAUAACUACUACCACUAGACAAGGAACCAGCACACCUAAACAGUUUACUACCACUACACAGGGAACUACCACUACACUAGGAACCAGUACCCCUACGUGGAUAACUACUACCACUAGACAAGGAACCAGCACACCUAAACAGUUUACUACCACUACACAGGGAACUACCACUACACUAGGAACCAGUACCCCUACGUGGAUAACUACUACGACUAGACACGGAACCAGUACAUCUAAACAGUUUACUACCACUACACAGGGAACUACCACUCCUACGCAAACAACUACUACCACUACGCAGGAAACCAUCACCCCUACGCGGACAACUAGCACAAAAAGUUCUAUCCCUACAUAUAAAACUACCACGACGGAGGCGACGGAAACACCUACACGGCAAACAACUACCCCCACUACCACGGUGAUGACAGAAAAACCCACAAGUACUACACAAAGUAGCAGAGGCCCCACGACAGAUUCCACUACUAUCUGGACCACUACCACUAGCUCUAUACCAAGCACUUGUCCACCCAAAGGUUCCACCGAGAAAGUACUGUUGCCACACGAAUGCCUCUGCACAGAUUAUUACGAGUGCAUGGACGGACUAGAGAUCCACCGACACUGCCCCAUAGGUCUACAUUUCGAUUACGUUCGACAAACAUGCGACGAGCCGGAAAUAGCGAAAUGCGUGAGACGUCCCAUCCCUUCGACGACGACCGCGGGCACCACCACCACCUACACAGAAACAACUACUUGUGGGAUGCCAAGUUUCACACAUGAUAUAGCCGACACAUACACUUCCAUACAGAACGUUUGCCCACCGAAAGGCUCCACGGAGAAAAUAGAGUGGGCUCACGAGUGCUCUUGCAAACAAUAUUAUGAAUGCUUUGACGGAUUACAGGUUAUUCGCAAAUGCCCGCCUGGACAACAUUACGAUUACGUUCAUCAAACCUGCGGCGACCCAAAGGUAGUCAACUGCGUUCGUCCAAUUCCCCCGCCGACGAGACCCACCACGCCACCCGUUAUCAAUGACGGCGAAUGUCCGCACGACGACACGAAGAUAGUCAAAUUCCCGCACAAGACCGAUUGCAGAUUGUACUAUCAGUGUAUGGACGGCAAGAAGGUCCUGAAGAGUUGCAGGUAUGGUCACGUGUUCAAUCCGUUGCUGGGCACCUGCGACUUCCCGGAGAAUGUGAAAGGGUGCGGAUCAACAUACAAGGAGCCCAAUACAGAUUUCACCGCGGAGUCCACCAACACUUGCCCACCCGCAGGCUCCCCGGAGGAACGGAAGCUGCCGCACGAGUGCGAAUGCACCAAAUACUACGUCUGCUACAACGGUGAAAUGGUUCUCCAAGUGUGCCCCGCGGGCUUGCACUACGACUACAAGUAUGCUACAUGCGACAAGCCCGAGAACGUGCAUUGCGUCCGACCGACUUCCAAUCCCACGAAGCUACCUGACAUCAACGUAUCGCCAGCCCUGUUGUGGUGCGCCAACAAGCCCGACGAUACUCAAGUGCCCCACGAGUUCGACUGCUCGAGCUACUACAUGUGCAAGAACGGUCACACGAUUCUGAAGAGAUGUCGCAAUGGUCUGCAUUACAACCCGCUUAUCGGCGUCUGCGACUUCCCGAAUAACGUAAACUGUAGCAGCAGUGGCAAGUCCGACUUAUACAAAUGUCCUGAGACAGGAGUCGGCAAAGUCCCUCAUGAGAAGGACUGCAAGUUAUAUUACGACUGCUACGACGGUGAGAAAACCCUGCGUAAGUGCCGGCAUGACUUGCACUUUAACCCUAUUUUAAAGGUCUGCGACUUUCCGGAGAAUUAUCCCUGUGAAGAGGGCGAGAUCGUAAACAUGGCGAAAAUACAUGAAGAGACUGGCUGCAUAGGCAGAUGCCCUUGGCAAGACCCGACCAACUACACAGUCCUGAUCCCGAACACGGACUGCCACAAGUUCUGCAUGUGCAGUAACGGUGUACCAUACGUGCAGAGCUGUCCCGAUAAGUUGCAGUUCGACUACGUCAGACAGGUCUGCGACUACCCGCACAAAGUCACCUGCAAGAUACCCCCGCAACAAGAGCUCGAGACCGAAGAAGUGGCCAAGAACGAGGACGUGGGCAAGGGAGACGAUUUGCUGAACAACGAGAAAGAGAACGACAAGAAGGAGACCGAAGAGACGCGCGGAAGUUCCUGGUUUAGGCUGCCCAUCUUCAACCGGUACAUUUGAAGAGUCCUGAGUCCAGCGCUACCGCCUUUUUAUCCGCUUGUACAACGUAGCCGUUUAUUAACGCGAGUCAGCUUUAACGAAACCUAUUCUAAAGAUUUAUUCGCUCAAAUGCCGAAUGAAAAGUAAUUUUUGCUCAUCGAUAGUUAUUUAUUUGUAGGAUAGUAAGCUAUACCUUAAUCCAACAGUGUCCAACACCGUAUUGUAACUUAUUGAAUAAAGAGACAUUGUUCAUUUUUCAACGA
Molecule: messenger RNA, 5925 nt
Organism: Harpegnathos saltator (Jerdon's jumping ant)
Lineage: Eukaryota; Metazoa; Arthropoda; Insecta; Hymenoptera; Formicidae
Product: mucin-2-like
Exons: 2
Coding region: 875-5683 (1602 amino acids)
Cellular component (GO): extracellular region
Molecular function (GO): chitin binding
Source: RefSeq, a predicted model, not a curated record